Molecule: messenger RNA, 9673 nt
Organism: Oreochromis niloticus (Nile tilapia)
Lineage: Eukaryota; Metazoa; Chordata; Actinopteri; Cichliformes; Cichlidae
Gene: myo9aa
Product: myosin IXAa
Exons: 46
Coding region: 443-8521 (2692 amino acids)
Biological process (GO): intracellular signal transduction; establishment of epithelial cell apical/basal polarity
Cellular component (GO): axonal growth cone; actin filament; myosin complex
Molecular function (GO): ATP binding; GTPase activator activity; actin filament binding
Source: RefSeq, a predicted model, not a curated record
GCGUGAACGCGCAAUGCUGAGCCGCACUGAUUAGCAAGACGGAGAGGAGUUUUCAGCGACCGAGCAGCGAAGAACUGCCGUUUAAUUGGAUUCAUACUGCGAACAUGCUCGGAUAAAAAAGAAAAAGAAAAAAUGCGUAGGUUUUCAACACGGACUUGACUUUCGAGGACUUUGCUCGGAGGCAAGUGAGGCGAGUGAGAAGAAAGCAAAUUAAUUCAGUGGGAAUGCAGGGAAUUAAAUAGAGACUGUGAUUUUUUGCGUGCCUACAAGUGUGUGUGGCUCCACGGUCAAGCCUGACAAGAGACGGGAAAACUCAAGUGCCACUUUAAAUUGACUUUACAGCUCACGUCUGGAGUGGUAAUGUCUUGAAUUGGUGGAUCCUCCUACACAGUUAAGAACAUGCCAGUGCCGGGCUGCUGCUAAUGGGAACUCCUGCUCCACCAUGAGUGCUCGUGAUGGCGUUGGUGGCAUGGGCACCCUGGGUCGUCGGCAGCGCUUCGAGAACUCAGAGUUCACCGUGCGCAUCUACCCAGGCGCCCUGGCAGAAGGCACAAUCUACUGCCCAAUCAGCGCCCGCAAGACCACCACAGCCGCUGAAGCCAUUGAACGUGUCAUUGAACGGCUCAAGUUGGACCGCUCCAAGUUUUAUGUUCUGGCUGAGGUGAAAGAAUUUGGAGGUGAAGAAUGGAUUCUGAACCCCAACGACUGUCCCGUGCAGAGGAUGAUGCUCUGGCCCCGUAUCGCACUAGAGCACCGGCCGCUGUCAGGUGGAGAGGAUUACCGCUUCCUGCUAAGGGAGAAGAAUCUGGAUGGCUCGAUUCACUAUGGCGGCAGCCUUCAGAUGUGGCUGCAGGUCACAGAAGAGCGCAGGCGCCUGAUGGAGCGUGGACUGCUGCCACAGCCUGAAUCUCAGGGUGACCACGCAGAUCUGUGCUGCCUGCCAGAGCUCAACGAGCGCACGCUGCUGGACAACCUGCGCUCGCGCUUCCGCCAGGAAAAGAUCUACACUUACGUUGGAAGCAUCCUCAUCGUCAUUAACCCCUUUAAAUUCCUGCCCAUCUAUAACCCCAAGUAUGUGAAGAUGUAUGAUAAUCAUACACUUGGAGAUUUGGAGCCACAUAUUUACGCCGUGGCAGAUGUGGCUUACCACGCCAUGCUCCAGAGACAGAGGAAUCAAUGCAUUGUUAUAUCUGGGGAGAGCGGCUCUGGGAAGACGCAAAGCACAAACUUCCUCAUUCAUCAUUUGACUGCUCUCAGUCAGAAGGGUUUUGCUAGUGGAGUGGAGCAGAUCAUCUUGGGGGCAGGGCCGGUAUUGGAGGCAUUUGGGAACGCAAAGACAGCACAUAACAACAACUCCAGUCGCUUUGGGAAGUUCAUUCAGGUGAACUACCAGGAGAGCGGCGCUGUGAGAGGAGCUUACGUGGAGAAAUACCUCCUGGAGAAGUCAAGACUGGUCUAUCAAGAGCACAAUGAACGAAACUACCAUGUGUUUUACUACCUGCUGGCAGGAGCAAGUGAAGAAGAGAGGAAAGCCUUUCACCUCAAGAAGCCUGAAGAAUACCAUUACCUCAGUCAGAUGUCAAAGACAAGCCACCAACGUCAAUGGGAGAGUUACUGUGAGAGUGAGCCGGACUGCUUCAAUGUAGAAGGAGAGGACUUGAAGCAUGACUUUGAGAGGCUUCAGCUGGCCAUGGAGAUGGUGGGCUUUCUUCCUGCCACACGCAAGCAGAUCUUCUCUCUGCUGUCGGCCAUCCUUCACCUGGGUAACAUCCGCUACAAGAAGAAAACUUACAGGGACGACUCGAUAGACAUUGUUAACCCAGAGGUGCUGCCUGUUGUGUCAGAACUGCUGCAGGUCAAAGAAGAGAUGCUGUUUGAAGCCCUGACAACGCGGAAGACGGUUACUGUGGGAGAGAAGCUGAUCGUUCCCUACAAGCUGGCUGAGGCUGGUACAGUGAGAGACUCUAUGGCGAAGUCUCUGUACAGUGCUCUGUUUGACUGGAUUGUCUUCAGGAUCAACCACGCUCUGCUCAACAUCAAAGACCUGAUGGAAACCACCAAGAUCUUGUCCAUUGGAGUCCUUGACAUAUUCGGUUUCGAAGACUACGAGAACAACAGCUUCGAACAGUUCUGCAUCAACUUUGCCAACGAACGUCUCCAGCAUUACUUUAAUCAGCACAUCUUCAAACUUGAACAGGAGGAAUACAGGGCAGAGGGCAUCAGCUGGCGAAACAUAGACUACAUUGACAACACAGGCUGCAUCAACCUGAUCAGUAAGAAGCCCACAGCGCUGUUCCACCUACUGGAUGAAGAGUGCAAUUUCCCUCAAGCCACCAACCAGACUUUGUUGGAUAAGUUCAAGCGACAGCAUGAAGGAAACAGCUACAUCGAGUUUCCUGCUGUCAUGGAGCCCGCCUUUAUUAUCCGACACUACGCUGGCAAGGUCAAGUACGGAGUCAAGGAUUUCAGGGAGAAGAACACAGAUCACAUGCGCCCGGACAUCGUAGCUUUACUAAAGAGCAGCAAGAACGCCUUCAUCUGCGGGCUUAUCGGCAUCGAUCCGUCGGCAACUUUCCGCUGGGCAGUGCUCCGCGCAUACUUCAGGGCCAUGGUGGCUUUCAGGCAGGCUGGAAAGAGACACAAGCACAAGAAACACACUGGGCAUGAUGACGCUGCUCCCUGUGCAGUAUUGAAAAGUACGGAUAGUUUUAGCUUUCUGCAUCACCCUGUGCAUCAGAGAAGCUUAGAGAUCCUGCAGAGAUGCAAAGAGGAGAAGUACACUCCAGAUGAGAGUGAAAAUGAUGAAAGUGAAAACGGUGUGACUAGAAAGAGUCCACGUACGCCACUCUCAGACCUGCAGGGAAGCAACACCAUCAAUGAAAAAUCACCACGGGGUUCCCCAGGGCUCGGCUGGAACGGGCGCCUGGGUAGACAGAGCCGCUUAUCAUCCAGCAGCUCUACUGCAGAAGAUGAUGGCAUCUUUCUCAACUCUACCAGCAGCAAACUCCUGGAGAGAGCCCACGACAUCCUCAUGAGGAACAAAAACUACAAAUCUAAGCCCGUUCUUCCAAAGCAUUUACUCAAUGUGAAGUCACUGAAGUACCUCAACAAUCUGACGCUUCACGACCGCAUCACCAAGUCACUGCUGCACCUCCACAAGAAGAAGAAACCACCCAGCAUCAGCGCACAGUUCCAGGCCUCUCUCAAUAAGCUAAUGGAGACUCUGGGUCAGUCUGAGCCUUAUUUUGUCAAGUGCAUCCGUUCCAAUGCUGAGAAGCUGCCCUUACGGUUUAAUGAUAACCUGGUGCUGAGGCAGUUGCGUUACACAGGUAUGCUGGAGACAGUACACAUCCGGCAGUCGGGUUACAACAUCAAGUACACUUUCAAGGACUUUGUCCAUCACUUCAGUGUGCUGCUUCCAGAGGGCACCAGUGCUACCAGAGAGGGCAUCCAGCAGUGCCUGGACCAGCUAGACCUACAAGCAGAUGGGUAUCAAGUUGGAAAGACAAAGGUGUUUCUGCGGGAGGCUGAGCGUCAGCAGCUGCAGGCCUUCCUCCACAAGGAAGUUCUGAGACUCAUCGUCAUGCUGCAGCGGCGAUUCAGAGCCCGGCUGGAGAGGAAGCAGUUUGUCCGGAUGAGAGAAGCAGCAGUCUGCAUCCAGAGAUGGUGGCGCUCUGUCCGGUCCAUAGACGAGGAGGAGGAGGAGGACGACGACGACUCUGACCUCAGUGUCCAGGAGGGGGCAGCUUUGUGUCUGCAGAAACACUGGCGAGGUUACAGAGAGCGUCAGAGGUUCAGGCUGUGGAGGGAGGCUGCUCUGGUGCUACAGAGGGCAUGGAGGUUCUGGCUCUGUCGGCGCUGCACGGCAGCUCUGGUCAUUCAGGCAGCCUGGCGCUGUCAUCGAGCCAGAGAAGCCUACUUACGCCUGUAUGCUGCUGUGAUACAACUACAGGCAGUUUGUAAAGGCUUCCUCACCAGGCAAAGCUUCAAGAAACUAAGAGAGCAGAAACUCAGGGAGAAAAGGGAGCAGCAGGAACAGCUCCUUCAGCUCCAGAAUGGCCAGGUGAGCCUCUCGCAAGACGAGGAGGAGGAGCCACAAGAAAUAAUCAUGGGACUGGACCUCAGCACUUGGGAGGAUCGUUCCUACGAACAACGAGAAAAGAGCCUUCAGGAGGUGGUUAAGGAGGCAGGAGGAGAAGAUGCUGCGACAAAAGAGAGCCCCUCCAAAACACAAACUGAAGCAACAACUUCAGUACCAGCACCCUCUGUGACAGUGCGAGAAAGGGCUAGGACUGCAGAUGAACCUAGCCAGAGAACCACCCGGGCCAAGAGAGAGAGCCGGCGGAUGAGAGAGUUGGAGCAGGCCCAAUUCAGCCUGAAGCUCCUCGAAGUGCGGGCAAAUAGCGGCGGAGCAGCGUCCCCGUGCGAGGACCGGCGCUGGUCUCUUGAACUGGUGCUUCCUGCAAGCCCACCUCUGCGUUCACCCCAAGGCACACCUGACAGCCAGAGCUCCAAAGGCAGCUUUGAGCUUCUCAUGAUGGAUGAGGAGCCACCAAAGGCCACAGAAGAGGUGACAGACACUGAGGACCCCUUCUCCCCUCUCCCGCCAGUUUCUCCAGUUUCAGAGCCUAACGUGGAUGUUGUUUCAACAAGCCCCAAGCCAACGGAACCAUACAGGACAGAGCUUUCUGAUACUGUUGCCCACCAAGGCAGCCCGAUCAAAACGGACCCCGCCCAUGUAGAUCCGCCCAAAGUCGACUGCCUCCCAACCUUUUAUGUCCCUGCUGGUGAGGGCAGUGCAGUAAUCUCCCAUCCUGCUGCAGAGUCUCAACAAAGCAAAGAUGCAGCCGUCUCCACAGCCACAUCCGCCAUCAACAAGCCUCUCAGAGACAGAAGAGAGUCAACACGGCGCCCAGUGGUGGUGGUCAUCAGUAUGCAGAAAGAGACGCCACUAAGUGAGGAGCUGAGUAACGCUGUCCGCCCCUCUGUAGAAGUUCGAGAUUCUACAGCCCAGACGGCCGACUUAACACCUUCAUCAAAGAAACCAGACAGACCUGCCGUCCCUGCUCCCACCACAGUGCCUCAAGCGGAUCAGGCUGUCAUAGAGAAGCUGGUGCGCCUGAACGAGGAGAAGGAGGAGAGGCAGCGUAAUCAGCAGCAGCAGGAUGAAAAGGAGAUGAUGGAGCAGAUAAGACGUCAGAAAGAUGUGCUGGAGAAGCAGCGUCUCUACUUCGCUCAGUAUGAAAGAGACAUGUUUGAGAAACAAAAAGAGGAGGCUCUGCUCAAGAUAGAGCAGAGUCGACAGAGCGGACAAGAUGUCAGUGGAACCGCAGCCUCCAGGAAGCCCCUCAGACCCAUUUCAGUGCUGGUUCAGAGAGCAGCAGGGGAGGUUCCUCAUACCAGGACGCUGUCAGACUCCACUGUUCCUCAACCCCAGCAGCCUCCACCACCUGCUUCUGCUCCUACAAAAAUGCACAUGGAGAAUAAGCCAGUUCCUGAGGGUUGGGCACCCAAACUCACACUAGAGUCCAGAGACAGGGGAGGAAGCAAAGAGAGAGCAACUACCAAGAAACCACCAAGCGAUCAAGGCGCCACAGUUGGUAUGAGAGAUAAGCCUGGCAGCAUCUUCUUCUCUCCAAAUGACAAAGUGACAUUUGCAAAGUUUGACAGUGAUACUGUCACUAAAGACACACCAGCUGCUAUCUCCAAAGAGGGACCAACGUCUGUGCCCAAAUCUUCUAAGGGAACAAAAGCACGGGAUGUUGGCAGAGCGGGCCAAAAAAAGAAAGCCAGAAUGGCACGGACCCGCUCCGACUUCCUCACCCGCACCCCCAUUCUCUCAGUUGGGGGCGAUUCAGACGAGGAAGACUAUGAUGGCGACAGCCUCCACAGCCCCCGUCAUUACACUCUACCCCUCUCCAAACAGAGCACCACGGAGGCAUGCCUAAGAGAGUCCUGUUUCAGUGACUCAGACAUGCCUGCAAGCUCCGAGGAGAAAAAGAAGCUACACAAAACCAUGUCUUCAGGCGAUUUGGUCAAAGAGGACUCUCUACGUAAAAACUCACAAGAUGGAAGGAGUCGUAAGAUUCUUGGGCCGCGUUUUUGGGGCAAGAGCAAGUACGUGGAUAAGAAGACUUCCAGAGAAAAGCUGAUCUGUGGGGCUGAGACCUUGGAUGGAGACACUGGAGACACUGGUCCUCUGCCUGGAGAAGCAGGUCAGGAAAACAUGUCGCCGCCAUGCAGUCCUGAUCUGACCUUAAAUCAGUCAUUAAGAGACUCGAAAGAGAACAGGGAGCCAUCUCCCAAGGUAAAGCGGAGGCGGAGUGUGAAGAUCAGCAGCGUGGCUGUAGAGUCUGCCCAGCGGCAGAAUGACACGCUGCAGAUCCUUACCUCCAUCGGCGACUACAGGAGCAUGAACGACUUCCUUGUGAAGAAGAUCAGCGACUUGGACGCAGAGGACAGCAAAAAGGACACCUUGGUGGACAUUGUGUUUAAAAAGGCUCUGAAGGAAUUUCGUCUUAAUAUCUUCAACUCCUACUCCACAGCACUCGCAAUGGAUGAUGGUAAGAGUAUCCGCUACAAAGACCUUUAUGCACUGUUUGAGCAAAUCUUGGAGAAGAUCAUGCGACUGGAGCAGAGGGACUGGAGGGAGUCUCCUGUCAAAGUGUGGGGGAACACCUUUAAGAUUUUCCUGGACGAGUUCAUGAUUGAGUACAAACCUACACACUGUACACUCAGUAAGCCAUUGCCAAAACCUGAACGCAAGAAACGGAGGAAGAAGGACACGGACAAUGUGGAGGAGCAUAACGGCCACAUCUUCAAGUCCACCCAGUACAGCAUCCCCACAUACUGUGAAUAUUGCUCGUCACUCAUCUGGAUGAUGGACCGGGCCUGUGUGUGCAAAUUGUGCCGGUACGCCUGCCACAGAAAGUGCUGCCAGAAGACGACCACCAAAUGCAGUAAGAAGUUCGAUCCAGAGCUUUCCUCCAGACAGUUUGGAGUAGAAGUUUCUCGCCUGACUAACGAUGAGAGAACAGUGCCUCUGGUAGUGGAGAAGCUUAUCAACUACAUUGAGAUGCACGGCCUCUACACUGAGGGAAUCUACCGCAAAUCUGGUUCCACCAAUAAAAUUAAGGAGCUCAAGCUGGGACUUGAUACAGAUGUGGAGCACAUGAUUCUGGACGACUACAAUAUCCACGUUAUUGCUAGUGUUUUCAAGCAGUGGCUGAGAGACCUGCCUAAUCCUCUGAUGACAUUUGAGCUAUAUGGCGAAUUCAUACGUGUCAUGGGUUUGCAGGAUAAAAAGGAACUGAUCAGAGGCGUGUAUUCAGUUAUUGACCAGCUAAGCAGAACUCAUCUAAACACUCUGGAACGCCUCAUAUUUCAUCUCGUCAGGAUUGCUUUGGAAGAGGAGACGAACCGUAUGUCACCUAAUGCCUUGGCUAUAGUUUUCGCUCCUUGCAUCCUUCGCUGUCCUGACACCACUGAUCCACUGCAGAGCGUCCAGGACAUCAACAAGACAACAGCGUGCGUAGAACUUAUCAUCUGUGAACAGAUGAAUAAGUACAAAGUGAGACUAAAGGACAUCAACACUCUGGAGUUUGCUGAGAAUAAAGCCAAGUCCAAACUGACGCAUAUCCGACGGUCAAUGAGACCAGUACUAAUAGCUGUUAGAUUUAUGUGCAUAGCACACAUUACGCAACCAGAUGCAGCCAAAAAGGGAAAAGGUCGACCAAGCUACCACAUACCUUCACCUCCUGUUAGUCCACGGCUGCAGCCUAUGGCUGACGCUGCCACAGAAGAGAGCGGCGGUGAAGAGGGAGCGGAGUCGUUACCUGACAUCCCGGAGCAUCAGCGGGCAGCCAUGCAGCAGGAAGAGAGGGUGCUGACAGAGGAAAUUGAAAGCCUUCAGAAAGAGAAGGAGGAGUUGACCUUUGAGAUGCUGUCUCUGGAGCCACGAGCCUCAGAUGAUGAGACCCUGGAGUCUGAGGCCUCCAUCGGUACAGCUGACAGCUCUGAAAACCUUAAUGUGGACUCUGAAGAGACCAUUUCUGACUUCUCUGAGAGAGGUCCUUUGAAAUCUGACGCGAAGAGCCCCCGACGCAGAGUUCUCCGCCGCCAGCCUGCGUCUCUGGAUUCUGUAGACAUCGGGUCCUCGUACACCUCCUCAUCACAUUUCCAUCCUUCAUCGUCUUCUUCUUCCACCCGGCGCUUUCGUUUCCAGUCCAAGUCUUCUGGUGUCAGCUCAGGUCCAUUGCAGGCCCAGAGUCUGACUCCACCCAUAGCCUCCCCAUCCAACAGCUUAGACAACAGCUCUACCGGAGAUCAGGAAGCGAUUUAUGAUGAAAGGCCCCAGUUUACCAGCCGAGGCACCUACAAUCCAGAUAAGGGUAAGCAGAAACUUAAAGGAGCCAGACAUACUGCCCCAAGGCCCUCCAGAGAAGGUGGUGGUCAUGGCAGAGACCCUUCAGACAUGCCACAGCGCGUGGUAGUAUAUGGAAGUAAUGAAUUCAUGGUAUGAAGGACAAUGAGACACCAAAGCAAUCCCUAUCCAACUUCCUGCCAGGCAUACAUGUUCUCAAUGGGAGAUGACAAACUGGCAACUGAUCUCCACUCCUCAAACCACUCUUGCUUAGCCUUUCAUUCUUAAAAUCUGCAAAGAAAUUUCCCCAAGUGCUGUGUACAGUGUUUCCCCCUCCUGAGGCGGGGAGGAGAAUUGUCUGGAAGAGGAACAAGAAGAAGUAGAUGGGCUCUUCUGUGGAUGAAACUGCCAAUCGUGCUCUCAGUGUCUUGGCAACUCUUUACUCAGCGCCAAGAGGAGACAAACUGAGCAGGAGGACAGAGAAAAGGGAAUGUUGGAAUAUCCAGAAGAAAACACGGCAUCAGGGAAUAUUACAGAGCUGGAAAGCUGAAGCAGUGUACUACAGAAAUUGAGAAGAAAAACAAAUCAGGCACCAUCAGGCGUCACAGAUGUUACAGUGAACUUAAAGCUCACAACUAUAGGCUGCUUUAUGAGUUUACAAUCAAUGUAAGCAGUGGAUGCUUUGUUAUUACAAAAUAAUUUUUCCCUUAUUUAAAAAUUUUAAUGUCACAGAAAUUCUUUAUAGCAUAUAAUAUACAGGUAUAAAUACUGUACAAAGCCGGAACACCAGCCUCUGCUGGGUAGUUGAAGUCAAAUAUUUAUCUUGUUUUUUUGUUUUUUUUGUUUUUUUUUUAAAAUAGAGAUUCUUGAACAGAGAUGUUUGGGUUUGGGCAGUGGAUCCCACGCUUCUGUUGUGUACAUGUGGCGAGAGCUCAUGCGUGACUGUAUGUUUGUGUAAGACAGAAAAGAAAAAAAACCCACUUAAUGUGUUUUAAGUUUGUGCUGCUUUUUUUUUUUUUCUUUUCCCCUUACAAGGGAAAUACCGCCAUCAAAGGGACCAAGUCAGCUGGUGUGUAUUCCAGCCAAGGGGAUCCCAGCUUUUUAGGAAUGUUGGAAAAUGUGAUAAAAUUCCUGCAUUCACUGCUUAACAGCCAUACAACUGUUAUGUACAAUACAGGUCAUAUGUACAGUAUAGAGAACAAAUGCCAUUCUAUUCUUGAAAUCUAUUAUUAUCCACUCCUCCCACUCCCAAAGCCAUUCUCUCCUGUCUCUUAAGCAUUUGCUCAAUAGCAACCAUGCAAGAACAUAAAA